UGGUCCAAGAAGAUAAAGUAAGCUUACUGAAACUAUACAUUCAUCAGUCAACCAAUACACAGUCUCUACUAAAUGUUCCACGUUCCGAUUUAGUUGCCUAGAGUCUGGGCCUGAGAGUAAUACACAUAGAUAAGAAGAGGAGAAACUGAAUCAAAGUAAGGUAUAUUCUUUAGUGGGAUCAGACCAGGUAACAAUACUUUUUUUCUUGGUAUCAAUAAACUAUAUAUUUGGUUUAAGUUACAGUAGUCCUUUGCCCUUAUCAAUGGGGCAAAGCCACUUCCCUGACCUUGAGAAGGGAAAUGUGUAUUUUGGCAGGUGGUGUGGGAUGAAAAGCUGGUGUUUCUGUGAUAAGAAAAACGCUUCUCCAUGUGCCACGUUGUCACAAUCACACAGACAGCAAACUGAGCAACAAGUCAUACAUUGUGUGAGCAGAACCAGCAAGGUGUAGUAUCAUCUGUGAACCUAUGUCUGGACUCAAUGUCACCCUUGGUUACUUUCUCGCUGUUGUGGUGUUUGGUGCAGCCUUUAGAACCCUUUUCAGAAAAUGGCCUCGUUUGAGCGUUGCAGCAGAGUUUCCGGCCUCGUUUGUGCUGGUGGCAUGCUGGCUGGAGGUGCAGACCAUUAAAGAGGUGGGCGAGUGGGCAGGAGGACUGGGUCCAGACGUGACUCUAACCAUACUGUUUUUAGUGCUGCUGACCCAUGGUGUGAUCUGUGCCGGAGCCACUGGAAACCCCUCCCUGACUCUGAUGAAUUUCCUGCUGCUGGAGACCCAUACUCUGCCCACUCUGCUGGCUCUGGCUGCUCAGUUCCUGGGGGCACACCUGGCUCUGCUUGGGGCUGGCUACUACUGGGCCCUGGAGCUUAACGACAUGCACAUGAUCAAGAACCUGAUGUCAAGGGAGUGCAGCACAGCCCUGCGUGUCUCCCUGGUGCAGGGGGUCAUUUCUGAGUGUGUGUGUGCAUUCAUCUUUUAUCUGAUAUACCUCAGCCUGAAACAUCGCUCUGCGCUGAUUCGGGUUCCUCUCGUUGCAGCUGUGCUCACCUUCUUCUCCCAUUCAGCCAGUGAUUAUACCAUGGCUUUCCUGAACCCCUCCCUGGCCUAUGGCCUUACCUUCUACUGUCCCGGGUUCACCUUUACAGAGUACUCAGUGGUCUACUGGCUUGGGCCCAUUUUUGGAAUGACCCUUGCCCUUCUCCUGUACAUGGGCCACAUUCCUAGGAUUUUUACCAAGAACCUGCUGUAUUCCCAGAAAACCCGCUUCCGUGUGCCAAAGGGGGAGGGAGAUAAAAAAAAGUGAAAGAAUAUAAAAAUCAUCCACCUCAGCUGAGGCAAUAACGGACCUAAGAGUGCAUUAGGAACGCAAUGCUCAAUUUUGUUCUUAUUGGGAUGUUUCAUUAUGCACUGAGCACUAUAUUCAACAGCUGAUUCUCUCCUUAGGUUAGACUGACAAAAAGGAAUGUGCUAUAGAAUAAUAAGAUCUGUACAUGUAUGAUACAA
Molecule: messenger RNA, 1498 nt
Organism: Salvelinus sp. IW2-2015
Lineage: Eukaryota; Metazoa; Chordata; Actinopteri; Salmoniformes; Salmonidae
Gene: aqp12
Product: aquaporin 12
Biological process (GO): transmembrane transport
Cellular component (GO): cytoplasm; membrane
Molecular function (GO): channel activity
Source: RefSeq, a predicted model, not a curated record